Capsaspora owczarzaki ATCC 30864 is the source of this 1317-nucleotide messenger RNA. RefSeq lists its product as hypothetical. NCBI's taxonomy places the organism in Eukaryota, Filasterea, Ministeriida, Capsasporidae. Gene Ontology annotation, biological process: double-strand break repair. Gene Ontology annotation, molecular function: single-stranded DNA binding; 5'-tyrosyl-DNA phosphodiesterase activity. The coding region runs from base 215 to 1069 and encodes 284 amino acids. The transcript has a single exon. Gene Ontology annotation, cellular component: PML body; cytoplasm. The record is from RefSeq and is a predicted model, not a curated record.
UGUGGUUUCAAGGAUUGCCAGUCAUUGUUCAUCACUUGUCAGUCGUCUUUUGUUGUAAAAAUCCUUCUGAGUUUCUGAAUCCUCUGACUCGCAACAACCAACAAUCUCUUUCAUUUCCCCCCCCCCCACCUCAAACAAACCAAUCACUGCAUUUAUUUACAGAAUUGCAUCCCGCUGCAAUCUUAAAGUCAUCCUAUCAUACUGUCGAACGUCAAUGCCCCGCCUGCGAAUCUUGACGUGGAACAUUUCCGGGUUGGACAUCUCCGACGCGUCGCCUCCAGGCGAGACCAUUGCGACCAAGCUCGAGCGGCUGGCCUUUGGCAUGCUCGACCAUGAUGCAGACAUCCUGUGCCUGCAAGAGUUUCCCGUCCCGAGCGACUCGCGAAUGCCUGCGCACCAAAAGACGUUUGAAUCACUUUCGAAACUGUUUCGCGAGCUCGGCUGGGAGUUUGUCAACUCGGCGCCGUCCCACUGCGGCUGGAGCUGCAUCCUCGUCAAGCAGCCCUGGCUGGAGCGUCUUGAGCUGGCGUCGACGGCAGGACCAGCGGUUUUCGCCACAUUCAAAGUGCCACGCGACGAUGCGUCUGGUUUCGGUUCUUCUGAUGACAACGCCGCGUCGUCGCCGCCAACAAUCACCGUCGCGAGCUGCCAUCUCGCCCCGUUUAAAACAGGCACAAGUCAACGCUCUGCACAAUUUCAGGCACUCGCACAGGCCAUCAAGGCCAGUCAGAGCACGCGAAGCGCAACCAACAGCAUUGUCAUUGCGGGCGAUUUCAACGCGCGCGAGAACGAGAAUGAACACUUUGCACACGAUGGCUAUGUGGAUGCGUUCUCCGCUUAUUGUUUAUUGAAUCCAAAGGAGCGGUCGCAGCUGCAGUUUACCUGGGACAGCACCAAGAACAAGUAUCACGCGGACGGAUUUGGGUUUACUUGCCGUUUCGACCGCAUUGUCACCAAGCGUGCCAAGGUCACCUCGCUCAAGAUGAUUGGCAAUAGUCCCUGUGUCGAAGCCGACAGCUCGUUUUAUCUUUCCGAUCAUUUCGGGCUAGUUGCUGAAGUCCAAUUGUAGCGUUCGGGUUUUCGGCCUCUCUAGAUUGCUCCUACUCGAACUUGCCCGGACCUUGACCUGGAAUCACUACUGAAGCAUGUGCUAGAAUGAAUGUGGAAGUGCUUUUGUUUUUCCUGAGGUUCGAGUGAAGAUUGAGAGCAAGUCCGAAUGGGACCAGCAAAAAAAGCGACAAAACCCAAUAGAAACGACCGUUGUCUCUGUCGAUCUUCAUGUUUCAUGUUUUGCAGUAUUAAAAAUUCGAUAGUUCA